This is a messenger RNA of Drosophila ficusphila, 731 nucleotides long. RefSeq lists its product as uncharacterized. Lineage: Eukaryota; Metazoa; Arthropoda; Insecta; Diptera; Drosophilidae. The record is from RefSeq and is a predicted model, not a curated record. The transcript has 2 exons. Bases 67 to 252 code for a protein of 61 amino acids.
UUAUACUGAAAAUAGCAUAAGUAAACAUAACAUCUUUAAGACAAACAAGACUUGGCUAAUUUUGAAAUGAGGAUUUCUUGGCGAACGUUUCCCAAAUUGCUGAUUGUAGUGCCCUUACUCCAUUUGUAUUUGGCACACUGUGUUAAAGCCGAAUCUGAGGAUCUUAAGCGACGCAAGGAAUCUGAGCAACCUAAUGUACAGAAUGUGAACAUUGCCUGGAUGAUGAAGCAGGCAAAGUUGCGAAAAACGUAGUUGGACACCCUGUACGGAAGCUCCACGGGGAGGAAGUAAAUGCACACAAAUUACCCCAAGCCAAAAACUUAUCGACAAGCGUCGCUCGAACUGAAACGGAAGCAGAAAGUCAAGGUGCAAAACCAAAAAUCAUUACACCUGUUCACAAACACACAACAAGCCGGGGAAGAUGUGAGUGUAGAAAGCGUAGAAAUCGAAUGGACAGCGGAGAAUAAUGUGAGGCACGUCGAGCCACAAAAUUUAACGCUCGUAGUUCAUCCGCAAGGGUUGAAGAAGUUCUUUUUUGGGGUUGAGGUAACUCGGUUUUCGGUUCGACCAUAUUUUUUCGGGGAAAACUUGUCACGGUGCAUGCUCACCGCUUUUUGUUGCAUGUGGCAGGCGACACAAAUGCGGGCCAAACGAAAUUUUUACUGUUUUGAUAUCUGAAAUUAAUAAACUUAAUGAGCGACCAGCGACAGAUAGACAUCUGCAACAGGUUA